Molecule: messenger RNA, 1572 nt
Organism: Gigantopelta aegis
Lineage: Eukaryota; Metazoa; Mollusca; Gastropoda; Neomphalida; Peltospiridae
Product: astacin-like
Exons: 11
Coding region: 35-1321 (428 amino acids)
Biological process (GO): proteolysis
Cellular component (GO): membrane
Molecular function (GO): zinc ion binding; metalloendopeptidase activity
Source: RefSeq, a predicted model, not a curated record
CGUCGUCGUCACAAACUGUGUGGGCAGUGUCGCGAUGAAGUGCCUCUUGUUCUGUGUCCUCGUCGCGUCUGCUCUGGCAGUGCCCAUUUCACAAGUUGAUGAAGACUUCCCAGAAGAAAAUGAAGGAUUGUUUGAGGGAGACAUAGAACUGCUACCUGGCGACAAUCCUCAUGACCGGAACGCCGCUCGUAAUUCACAUUACAAAUGGCCCCAUGGUGUCAUCCCGUACAUUAUUGACACAAGCCAUUUCACUGGAUCAUCGCUGGCUGUAAUCAAAAGAGCGAUUCAGACACUUGAGGACCAAACAGCCGUGAACGGAAAGAAGUGUCUAUCCUUCGUUCCUAGGACAACUGAGUCGGUAUACGUCAAAUACCAGGGUGGAAGCGGAUGUCACACUCCAGUUGGCAGACACUAUGGGAAGUCUGGCAUCACACUGGGAAGAGGCUGUUUGCGAAUUGGAACCAUCAUGCACGAGACGAUGCACGCGCUGGGAUUCUGGCACGAGCAGAGCAGACCUGACAGAGACAGUUACGUCACCAUUGAGUGGAAUAACAUCCAGAAAGGCCACGAGCACAACUUCGACAAGUAUUCCACCUCAAUGGUGGACACGCAGGGAAUAAACUACGACUACGAAUCGGUGAUGCAUUACAGCGCGUACAGUUUCGCCAUCGACCGGAGAAAGCCGACCAUCAUUCCGAAGAGAUCCGGAGUUGUGAUCGGCCAAAGAACGCAUCUUAGCCCCAGCGAUAUCCUGGAGAUUCAGAAGUAUUACGGCUGCGGUACCGGAGGAUCCUCACAUGUUUCAACUCACAGUCCACUACAUACAACACAUGGUCCAGCACAACUUGGAGAACUAUGCACUUUUGAAAGUGGACUGUGUCACUGGACAAAUGUGGGCGGAGACCAGACCAACUGGGUACGUCACAGAGGAUCCACCCCAAGUAUAGGCACGGGGCCUGCUAACGACCACACCACUCUUUCUAAAUCAGGUUACUACCUGUACGUAGAGGCGUCUGGACAUACCCGCCAGACGGCGCGACUGAAUUCCGACCUUCACUCUCCUGGCUACUACUGUCUGGACAUGUAUUACAGCAUGUACGGCCACGACAUGGGCGCCUUAAAGAUCUACGCCCUUCUAGGCUCACACAGGCAGCUCAUUCAUACAUUUAGUGGUGACCAUGGCAACUACUGGCGUCACUACCGACUCAAUCUCCAUGUCACCAAUGGCAACUUUAUGAUUGAGUUGGAGGGAGACGUCGGCCGCAGUUACAGAAGUGACAUCGCCAUUGACGAUGUUACUCUACACAGCGGCAAGUGCUAGCUGCGGCGUGAACAACGUAACAGACCAUAUCUUAAACGAAAAGCCUUUGUUUAAAAACCAUCCAAUUAAAACAAGAAAUAAAAAAGUUGAACACUCGACAUUUCGUCUGUAUAUUACAGACUCCUACAACUGACGACAUGAAACACGCUAUAAUCGUUAAACAGAUCAACAACUGCCACUGGUUUUGAUUAUUAAAAUUAAUUUAUAGCGGGUCUUGUUUUGUUUGACAAUAAAGACAGUUUAGUCACAUA